GGCUGUGACCUUUUACAAGUGCGAAAGUUUGUUGGUGAAAAACAUUAACAUUCAAAAUGCACAAAAGAUGCAAGUCUCGUUCGACAAUUGCAACAAUGUUAAUGUCUCCGAUGUUGUUGUGACGGCGCCGGAGGACAGCCCCAACACCGACGGUAUCCAUGUCACCGGCACAAAAAACAUUCACAUAUCCAGCUGCGUCAUCGGAACCGGUGAUGAUUGUAUUUCGAUUGUGAGUGGCUCCCAAAACGUUGGAGCAACAAAUAUUACUUGUGGGCCAGGGCAUGGAAUCAGCAUUGGAAGCUUAGGAGCUGAUAAUUCGGAAGCUUUUGUGUCUGACAUUGUUGUGAACGGGGCAAACCUCACUCGCACUACAAAUGGAGUCAGGAUCAAGACAUGGGCGGGAGGAUCUGGAAGUGCGCAAAACAUCACAUUUGAGAAUAUAGAUAUGCAUGACGUGGAGAACCCCAUUAUUAUCAACCAAAACUAUUGCGAUCUGAAGGAUAAGCCAUGCAGCACCCAGCCGGCGUCGACGGCGGUGGAAGUGAAAGAAGUGAGGUACGAGAACAUAUCCGGAAGUAGCGGGACGGAGGUGGCGGUGGUGUUCAACUGUAGCAUGCCGCAUCCCUGCCAAGGAAUUGUUAUGCGGAACGUCAGCCUGGUGGGGGAAGGUGGCGCUCCCGCCAAAGCUCAAUGCAACAAUGUCAAUUUCGGCAAUAAUAUCGCCGCCGAUCACGUCUCGCCGCUGUGCGCCGCCCCGCCCACCGCCCACCCCACUGAUCUCAUUAUUACUCAGUUUGUUCACCAUCCACACCCCAG
Molecule: messenger RNA, 816 nt
Organism: Cuscuta epithymum
Lineage: Eukaryota; Viridiplantae; Streptophyta; Magnoliopsida; Solanales; Convolvulaceae
Source: the annotation of a GenBank genome assembly